Molecule: messenger RNA, 2682 nt
Organism: Anolis carolinensis (green anole)
Lineage: Eukaryota; Metazoa; Chordata; Lepidosauria; Squamata; Anolidae
Gene: tlcd3a
Product: TLC domain containing 3A
Exons: 5
Coding region: 144-938 (264 amino acids)
Biological process (GO): lipid homeostasis
Cellular component (GO): endoplasmic reticulum; membrane
Source: RefSeq, a predicted model, not a curated record
UUCAAAGGCUUGGAACGUUGGCGCUCCCAGCGUUCUAUCCGGGAAAGAGGGCGGGCCUUCCCGCCGCCUCCUCCGCCUCCGCCUCCUCCUCUCUUUCUGGGCCUGCUGCUCCUCCGGCAUCGGCUGCUUGUUCUCCGGGAGGAAUGUGGCGACCGCUGGCCGUGGGCUCGCUCUUCUUCCCGGGGCUCUUCGCCGCCUGCAUCCGCGGCCUGGCCUGGAUCGACCCCGCAUGGAGCCUCAAGGAGCGCAUCCUCCUCAGCGGGAGGCUGGUGUCCUCCGUCCAAGCCAUUAUGGCCACCGUUUCGGGGAUCGUGGUGGUUUUGAAUUGCAAAGACGUGGUGUACAGCAGGCACUGGGUGGCGCGUGAGUACGUGGGCGUGCUGGUCUCCUACAUGGCCUACGACAUCUACGUCAUGUACCUCUGCCAUUGGCACAAGAGCGAGGAGCGGGGGGAGGCGGCCCCCAAACACUCCUGGGCCAGCCUGGGGGCCUUCCUGCGUAAGGAGCGGCUGAUGGUCACCCACCACCUCUUCAUCCUGGUGGUCCUCACCCCGGUGGCCGUGCACCUCCGAGGCGAACUGGGAGACUUCUUCGUCGGCUGCAUUUUCACCGCUGAGCUAAGCACGCCCUUCGUGUCGCUGGGCAAGAUCCUGAUGCAGUUGCAGAUGCAGGACUCGCUGCUGCACAAGGCCAACGGGCUGCUCAUCCUGCUGACCUUCUUCCUCUGCCGCAUCGCCCUGUUCCCCUUCAUGUACUGGUCCUACGCCCGGCAAGUGGGUCUCCCGGUGUACAAGGUGCCCUUCCGCAUCCCCUUCCACUGCAACGUGGCCAACGCCCUCCUCAUCGCCCCGCAGCUCUACUGGUUCUUCCUCAUCUGCCGCAAAGCCGCCGGGCUCUAUCGACACCGGACGCCGCAAGAAGCUGCGAAAUUGAGAUAACUCCGGGAGACGUCCCUCCCCGAUUCGGACUUUCCGAUCCGCGACGGAGGCGUUUUAGUUUCCCUCCUUCCAGAUGGUCCGUUUCGCCUCUUCCCCGAACGCCCAUUGUCCACGGAUGCCACGGAUUCAACACGACAUUGCACGGCAUCCGGGUCGCUUUGGGAACUCCGGGGACGAAGCGCCUCCCUCGCCUUUCUUUCCGAUUUGCGAUGGAGGCGUUUUCGGUUUACCUCCAUCGCCGUUGAUCCAGGUUGUCCGUUUUGCCUUUUCUUCAUCCCUAGACGCCGUUCGUCGGGAUGCACAACCACGUCGCACAACAUCCAAUUCCCUUUGGGGACGGUUCCGCUUUGCCUCGUACUGUUUACCUUCACCACCGUCAAUCCAGAUCGUCCGUUUUGCCUUUUUUCCAAACAACCAUCAUCCAUCGGGAGCUCGUCUGGUCUUGUCAACUGAUCCUCUGUCUCUUUUCCUCAUUCUUUUAAGGCUGAAGAUGUUAAAUUCCCGAUACUACAAACAGGGACAUUACAGCCAAUUCUGGACCAGAUUCCAAGCGAAAUCCCACGAUUUGGGGCAUUAUGGGGAAAGGUGGACGAUGGUGCUUUGGGAACACACGGUUGACCCUGCUUUAUUACUACUACUAUUAUUAUUAUUUGGCCGGACUUUUUCUUAGAGGGAAAAUGAGGCUCAAACGAACUGGGUUUGGAUUGUAUUUUUUGGGUCUCAAAUGGCCUUUGUUUGCAGUAUCACCUCCUGGUUUGUGCUGGGAGUCUGUCUGGGAUGAUGGGAAUUGUAGUCAGUCAUGCUAAAGCAGGUACCUGGCUUUGUUUGGAUCCGAAUCCUAUCCCAAAUCGUAGUGACCGAAAACACGCAUCAGUUCUUCAUUUCCGUUGUUCUUUCAUCUAAGACCGCCUUAAAAUAUUAGGCCUGAUCCACUGUCUCUGUACUGCAGUUCCCAUCAUCCACCAUCAACUGGGAGUUACAUUUGCCUCCCCAAAAAAGAUCCCAAAGAAGUGCCCACAUUGCCUUUCCAAAUGAUGAUCUGAAUACUGUGGCGACUCCCGACAACAACAGAUUUGCACACACGCAAAUUAAUUUUAUAUUUCAUCCAGCAGAGAUAUAUAUAUAAAAUAGGGCCAACCGAUAGGAUGCAGACACUAAGGGCUUUCUCACAAUGGGAAUUGCUAGUCCUGUUACGUUUGGGACUACAAAUCCCAUCAAUUUUGUCAAGCCAAGGAUUAUGGGAGUUGUAGUUCCCAAGCAGCCUUCCUUUGUUUUUUAUGAUUGCACUGAUCUCAAUGUUUUUCCCUGCCCUAUUUAUUUCCCUCGUCCUGUGGUUUUGCCAUAGGGCCCCCAUGUGCCUCUUCUUGGACUGCAAGUCCCAUAAUCCACCGCCGUUGCCUUUACGAUGCCUUAAAAGUGCCUACAAAGACGUGCCAAAACUCUGCCGAGGUGCCAUUGCGUGAAGUCUCCCAGCGAUCAAUGAGAGGCCAAUAUCUGUAUUGUUCCACCAAGGAUCGAUGGGGCCAACCCUAAAGGCUGGGAGACGGGGACCAAAAAGCGCAAAACAAAUUACAUUGCCACUUUCAGUGUUUACGCUGUGAUACAACCCUGAAUAAAAUGGGUGACGACGAUAAACUAAGACUAAUGUAAAUAGAAACACACCACUGGAUUUACUGUCUUUUCCUUAUGGGGCUGGAAGGGCCCUCAAAGGACAGCAGUUCAAUAAAAUAUUUCUCUUGGGAAA